Molecule: messenger RNA, 933 nt
Organism: Lipotes vexillifer (Yangtze River dolphin)
Lineage: Eukaryota; Metazoa; Chordata; Mammalia; Artiodactyla; Lipotidae
Gene: PRKAB1
Product: protein kinase AMP-activated non-catalytic subunit beta 1
Exons: 7
Coding region: 54-866 (270 amino acids)
Biological process (GO): signal transduction
Cellular component (GO): nucleus; nucleotide-activated protein kinase complex; cytoplasm
Molecular function (GO): protein kinase binding
Source: RefSeq, a predicted model, not a curated record
GGAGUCACUUGUCCCUCCCUUGGAGUGAGGCCCCCUGUCCGGCUACCUCCGCCAUGGGCAACACGAGCAGCGAGCGCGCUGCGCUGGACCGGCAGGGCGGCCACAAGACGCCCCGAGGGGACAGCUCGGGGGGCUCCAAGGAUGGGGACAGGCCCAAGAUCCUGAUGGACAGCCCCGAGGACGCUGACCUCUUCCAGUCAGAGGAAAUCAAGGCUCCGGAGAAGGAGGAGUUCCUGGCCUGGCAGCACGAUCUGGAAGUGAACGACAAAGCUCCUGCCCAGGCUCGGCCAACUGUGUUUCGAUGGACGGGGGGCGGAAAGGAAGUUUACUUAUCUGGGUCCUUCAACAAUUGGAGUAAACUUCCCCUCACAAGAAGCCACAAUAACUUUGUAGCCAUCCUGGACCUGCCCGAAGGAGAGCAUCAGUACAAGUUCUUCGUGGAUGGUCAGUGGACACACGACCCUUCUGAGCCGAUAGUGACCAGCCAGCUUGGCACAGUAAACAACAUCAUUCAAGUGAAGAAAACUGAUUUUGAAGUAUUUGAUGCUUUAAUGGUGGAUUCCCAAAAGUGCUCCGACGUGUCUGAGCUGUCCAGUUCCCCACCAGGACCCUACCAUCAGGAGCCCUACGUCUGGAAACCAGAGGAGCGGUUUAAAGCACCACCCAUCCUCCCGCCACAUCUUCUCCAGGUCAUCCUGAACAAGGACACGGGGAUUUCCUGUGAUCCAGCUUUGCUCCCUGAGCCCAACCACGUCAUGCUGAACCACCUCUAUGCACUUUCCAUCAAGGACGGAGUGAUGGUGCUCAGCGCGACCCACCGGUACAAGAAAAAAUACGUCACCACCUUGUUAUACAAGCCCAUAUGAAGAGCUGGGGCCAGCCUUGGGCCCCAGGGGGCAGUGUGCACCACCGGGCUCCACGUGUGCAUGCUUU